GUCAUUUGUAGCGCUUACAUGUUUUUGAAGGCCAAUGGGUAUACUAGAUAAGAUUGCAGAUAUAGAAAAUGAGAUUGCAAGAACGCAGAAAAAUAAAGCAACUGAGUACCAUUUGGGGUUACUAAAAGCUAAGCUUGCCAAGUAUCGGUCUCAGUUACUGGAGAACCAAAAUAAAGCUACAAAGGGUGAAGGUUUCGAUGUGAUGAAAUCGGGGGAUGCACGAGUAGCUCUGAUUGGAUUCCCAUCUGUUGGGAAGUCUACGUUGUUGAACUCCUUGACUUCUACUCACAGUGAAUGCGCAUCAUAUGAGUUCACUACACUGACAUGUAUCCCUGGUGUCAUUGAGUACAAAGGUGCCAACAUACAGUUGUUAGAUCUACCAGGAAUAAUAGAAGGAGCAGCACAAGGGAAGGGGCGUGGACGUCAAGUCAUUGCAGUUGCUCGAACUGCUGAUCUUGUAAUAAUGAUGCUGGAUGCCACUAAACCAGAUGUACACAGAACGCUCCUCGAAAAUGAAUUAGAAGCUGUUGGUAUUCGUUUGAAUAAGCGCAAACCAAAUAUUUAUUUCAAACCGAAAAAAACCGGUGGACUAAAAAUGACCUCAAUGGUACCAUUGACCAAAAUGAGCGAGAAAAUGACGCAGAUUAUAUUGCAGGAAUACAGUAUCCUCUUAUUCUGUUUUUUUAAAAUAUUCAAUGCAGAAGUGGUUUUUCGAGAAGAUGUUACUUCAGAUGAAUUUAUCGAUGUUGUUGUUGGCAAUCGAGUUUAUUUGGGCUGCCUUUAUGUAUAUAAUAAAAUUGAUCAAAUAUCACUACAAGAAGUUGAUAGGUUGGCAAGACAACCGGAUUCAGUUGUUGUCAGAAAAAAUUGGGAGUAUUUAAAUCUAAUUCAAGUAUUCACUAAAAAGCGUGGACAAAAACCUGAUCUUGAAGAAGGAAUAAUAUUACGAAAUGGUGCAACGGUUGAGCAUAUAUGCCAUUCAAUUCAUCGAUCUUUGGCAUCACAAUGCAAAUGCGCUCUUGUUUGGGGAACCAGUGUCAAAUUCAAUCCACAACACGUUGGUUUAAAUCACGUUCUACACCAUCAUGAUGUGGUACAAAUUGUGAAGAAAUGA
Heterobilharzia americana is the source of this 1114-nucleotide messenger RNA. Lineage: Eukaryota; Metazoa; Platyhelminthes; Trematoda; Strigeidida; Schistosomatidae. The record is from the annotation of a GenBank genome assembly.